ACCACAAUGCGAUAGCUUGCUUCCCAGACUUGAUGCCUUCCCCGUGGUCAAUCCUCUGUGGUCCAGGAACAUUUUGUGUCAUUGUAUGUUUCUCUUCCUAAUCUUUUGAUAAUAUGUUUCAAAUGUCAUGGUGGGCUCAAGUUUAUCUUCUGGUUUGGAAUAAUCUUUUCAGGGUCUUAAUGUGCAAAAUAAAAGUUUUAUUCUGGUGCGUGCAAUAAAACAAAGAGAAACCCACUGCAGGGUAACCAUGCUUUUCAGUGGGAGAGGUGGUUAGGUGCUCAAUGAUUUAAAAAAAGGGGUAUUUCACCUAACAGACGUGGGUCGCAGAUGGGUUGUGUGUGAGUCGAAGGGUUAACUAUCCCAUGUGAGGGUCAGCAUAAAUUAUGAUGGAAAAAAAGGCAUUUUCCUCUUGUAGAAUAUGAGGAUGUAAGGUUUAGGGUUAGAUUUGGUGUAAUUCACCUGCCAAUACACUUUGCUAUUCCAUGCUGAGCUCAGUUGACAACAUCCUGCUUGCUUAUAGACAGAGCUUAACCUCCCACAGCAGGCAUUGCAGAGAAAUAUGCUUUGGCCUAGUCAGUUUAGGAUUAUUUCUCGUUCGAUCAGGGUUAUGUUAUAACAGAGACGUGAGAAUCGGAUCCAAUUUGUCCCGCCAGUUUGUUUUUUUUAGUCUUCUGGGCUGUGAUUAAAGGGACAGUGUGGAUUUUUUUUGUCUGGUUGUAUGAGGUACUUCUCGACAGUCGGUGUAUUACCUGCAGCAGGUGGCGGUCUGAGAAUCCUCAGUUUGGGAAAGCAGGCAGGAGUACUAACACCGAAGAUAAACAAUGUACUGCUGUAGAUUGGGGCACCCUAAGUGUUUGCUCAAUUCAAAAUAUUUUCACUGCUUAAUGUUAUCAGACAGCUCUGUUUAAGUUUACACGGGGGGAAUUGAAGCCCUUAUCUGCUCUCUUCAAAGCCACCAGACUCCAUUGAUAAAAACAUUUUUACCUUGCAGAACACAGGAGUUGCUGGUCUACCGCCCACUCAGUUGCUUAGUUUGUUAAUGUUAUUGUGUGAUUUCAUGUUCAUAUUCACCAAAGUGGCACAAUAACACAAACUUACUAACAGAUGGGCGGCUGUGGCUCAGUUGGUAGAGUCAGUUGGCCCCCAACCAAAGGGUUGGUGGUUCGAUCCCUGACCGUCACAGCCUACAUGCUGAAGUAUCCUGAACCCCAAAUUUCUCCCGAUGCUGCGUUCAUCGGUGAAUGAAUGAAUUGGCAGGUGGGACCGUUUAGGGUAGCCUCUGCCACCAGUAUGAAUGUGUGUGUGAAAGGGUGAAUGAGCGCUGAGUCUGAGUUUUGAGUGGUCGCAAAGCGACUAGAAAAGCGCUAUAUAAGUGCAGGUCCAUUUACCAUUUACCAGAUGAAGGCAGUAGUAGGUCAAGAACUCCUGUGUUCUGUGAGGAGAAAUUGAUGUGUUUGGCUCUGAAGAGAGCAUAGUUGUUUCCCCCUUAAACAGGGCUGUUUGACGGCAAGCUAAAGAGGUGAAACUACUCUAAAUAUAGCGUACCCAUAAGUUGAUAUUGAUUUUUAUUACACACUUAGAAUACUUUUAUCAUCUCCCCUGUCCACAGCAGUAGAUUGUUUAGCUUCUGUGUCGGUACUUCUGCCUGUUUCUGCAACCUGGGGGCGUACGGACCGCCAUCUACUGUAGAUAAUACACUGGUUAUGGAUAAGUACAACAUCCCAACUAUCCCUUUAACCACCUCUGUGGGCAACCAUUGUCCUUGGACCUCAGCAUAGGACAUGAUUGUUACUUUUACAAAUCUGAGGAUUAAGUUUAUUGGGCUUUAAUUACGUCUAAUCAUGAAGACUUGAAUACUGUGCCUGGAAAAGGCAUUGUAAAACAACAAGCAGUAGUCUGAGCCAGCUAGUUAACUGUUUUCCAUUUUUAUUGCAUCUUCACCUCCACUGACAAUAUGAGCUUUAAUGGCCUGAGAGCUUCAGGUGUUGGUCUAGGUAGGGCUUAUCUGAAGCCUGCAUGUAGAGAGAGCUCUUUGUACAAACGUUAUUGUGUAAAUAUAUUUUUAUUUUACAACUCUCUCUGUAAAAUAGAAAUAUGUUAUCAAGAAAAAAUGUGUACCACAAUACCACAGGCCCAUACUAACUGUCCUUAAUUUCUCUCCUACAGCAGUACUGCUUUGCCAGUCCUGUACUGCACUCUGUUAAGGGUGCAGCAACUCAUCCUGUGUAGGUUAUGGGGGAACACAGAGAACUGUGCACUUUCUGUCAGUUUGGUCAGGGUCCACUGGCUGUUUGUUUGGGGGCCUUUGAGGGGAAUCAGAUGCAGCCCAGCUACAACAAACCUCAACCCCCCCAAGUUUUUUUUAUAUCUGGCUUAUCAAUUUUUCCCUACAAAUUUAAGAUAAAAGUUCCCGUGCAUUCAUGAUGGAAAAUCACUGCCCAAAUAUUUGACUAUAUUUCUUAUCCUUAUUUGAAGUCAAGAUCUAAAAUGUAUCAUGAUUGGAUAUUAACCAGUCCUGUUGAGGCGAGUCAGCAUGGCUCUGACAUGUCAUUUAUUAUAUUUUUGGGCUAUAUUUAUCAUAAUUUGUUGCCUAUUUUUUUUUUAAUUAGUAGAUGCUCAUAUAUUGUCAGAAUGUCACUCCUAGAAGUAACCUCAAUCUUGACUUCAUUUUUAUAAGCUAGUGUAAACAAAAACUGUACCACAUGGUCUCCACAUGAGUUUUUUUCUAGUUUCUAUGCCCCAAGAAGAUAUGUCUUUUUAUUUUUGAGUGCCGUUAAAUCAAUGCAACACAGGUGGUAUACUGUUGUGUGUGAGUUCAAACCCUUUUCCAAAGUGUUACUAAUGGUAAAGAGAAAUUUUCUAGGCUUCUUUUCUGCCGGUUGAAGUCUGACUGCAGAGGGACCCUUGGCACUGAAAGUGGGGCAAAACGCCGGACCCCAAGCUGCAGGUCAGGUCAUACGUGGACGUCAUGUUAGAACAGAACCUGUCCAAAGAGGAGAGAGAGAUUCGUCAGCAGCUGGCAGAGAAGGCCAAGGCUGGGGAGCUGAAAGCUGUCAACGGGUCCGCCGCCUCACAAGCUGCUGCAAAACGUAAACGUCGAUGGGACCAGACAGCUGACCAAACCCCCUCUAAUGCUACGCCCAAAAAGAUGUCCAGCUGGGACCAGGCCGACUCCUCUGCUGAGACUCCAGGACACACCCCCGGACACACCCCGGCACACACACCCUCAAACAGCCGAUGGGAUGAAACCCCCGGCCGCCCCAAAGGCAGUGAGACCCCGGGCGCCACUCCAAGCACCCGCAUGUGGGACCCGACUCCCAGCCACACGCCCGCUGGCGCCGCCACGCCCGGCAGGGACACACCUGGCCACGCCACACCUGGCCACGGCGGAGCCACAGGAAGCGUACGCAAGAAUCGCUGGGACGAAACCCCAAAGACAGAAAGGGAGACCCCGGGACAUGGGAACGGCUGGGCUGAGACGCCACGCACAGACAGAGGAGACGAGUCGGUGGGCGAGACUCCGACCCCGGGCGCCAGUAAGAGGAAGUCAAGGUGGGAUGAAACCCCUGCCAGUCAGAUGGGAUCCUCAACACCACUGCUAACUCCUGGAAAAACUCCCAUUGGAACGCCAGCUAUGAACAUGGCCACCCCAACACCAGGUCACCUGAUGAGCAUGACUCCAGAGCAACUGCAGGCGUGGAGGUGGGAGAGGGAGAUCGAUGAGAGGAACCGACCUCUCACAGAUGAGGAGCUUGAUGCCAUGUUCCCCGAGGGAUACAAGGUCUUGCCUCCACCAGCUGGCUACGUGCCGAUCCGCACCCCGGCCCGUAAGCUGUCGGCCACACCAACCCCCAUCGGAGGCAUGACAGGCUUCCACAUGCAGGUGGAGGACCGCACCACCAAACAGAUGAACGACCAGCCCUCAGGGAACCUGCCCUUCCUCAAACCGGACGACAUCCAGUACUUCGACAAACUGCUGGUGGAGGUGGAUGAGUCCACGCUGAGUCCAGAGGAGCAGAAAGAGAGGAAGAUCAUGAAGCUGCUGCUGAAGAUUAAAAAUGGAACACCGCCCAUGAGGAAGGCCGCUCUGCGUCAGAUCACAGAUAAAGCUCGUGAGUUUGGAGCCGGCCCGCUCUUCAAUCAGAUCCUGCCGCUGCUCAUGUCGCCCACCCUGGAGGACCAGGAGCGCCACCUGCUGGUUAAAGUCAUCGACCGCAUUCUCUACAAACUGGACGACCUGGUUCGACCAUACGUACACAAGAUCCUGGUGGUGAUCGAGCCGCUGCUGAUUGAUGAAGAUUACUACGCGAGAGUUGAAGGCAGAGAGAUCAUCUCUAACUUGGCAAAGGCCGCCGGUUUGGCCACGAUGAUCUCAACGAUGCGUCCCGAUAUCGACAACAUGGAUGAGUACGUGAGAAACACGACGGCCCGAGCCUUCGCCGUGGUCGCCUCCGCUCUCGGCAUUCCCUCUCUGCUGCCGUUCCUCAAAGCCGUGUGCAAAAGCAAGAAGUCGUGGCAGGCUCGCCACACGGGCAUCAAGAUCGUGCAGCAGAUCGCCAUCCUCAUGGGCUGCGCCAUCCUGCCCCACCUCCGCAGCUUGGUGGAGAUCAUCGAGCACGGUCUGGUGGACGAGCAGCAGAAGGUCAGGACCAUCAGCGCUCUGGCUAUAGCCGCCCUCGCUGAGGCUGCCACUCCCUACGGUAUCGAGUCCUUUGACUCGGUCCUCAAGCCUCUCUGGAAGGGUAUCAGGCAGCACAGAGGCAAGGGUCUGGCUGCUUUCCUCAAAGCCAUCGGUUACCUGAUCCCGCUGAUGGACGCAGAGUACGCCAACUACUACACCAGAGAGGUGAUGCUGAUCCUCAUCAGAGAGUUCCAGUCGCCCGACGAGGAGAUGAAGAAGAUUGUGCUCAAGGUGGUGAAACAGUGCUGCGGCACUGAUGGUGUGGAAGCAAACUACAUCAAGACGGAGAUCCUGCCGCCGUUCUUCAAACACUUCUGGCAGCACAGGAUGGCUCUGGACAGACGCAACUACAGACAGCUGGUGGACACCACGGUGGAGCUGGCCAACAAAGUGGGAGCAGCAGAGAUCAUUUCUCGCAUCGUGGACGACCUGAAAGACGAGGCGGAGCAGUACAGGAAGAUGGUGAUGGAGACCAUCGAGAAGAUCAUGGGCAACCUGGGCGCGGCCGACAUCGACCACAAGCUGGAGGAGCAGCUGAUCGACGGCAUCCUGUACGCCUUCCAGGAGCAGACGACAGAGGACUCUGUGAUGCUGAAUGGCUUCGGCACGGUGGUGAACGCCCUCGGGAAGCGCGUGAAGCCGUACCUGCCGCAGAUCUGCGGUACGGUGCUGUGGCGUCUCAACAACAAGUCGGCCAAAGUGCGUCAGCAGGCCGCCGACCUGAUCUCCCGCACCGCCGUGGUCAUGAAGACGUGUCAGGAGGAAAAGCUGAUGGGUCACUUGGGCGUGGUGCUGUACGAGUACCUGGGAGAGGAGUACCCCGAGGUGCUGGGCAGCAUCCUGGGAGCGCUGAAGGCCAUCGUUAACGUUAUUGGUAUGCACAAGAUGACUCCACCGAUCAAAGACCUGCUUCCCCGUCUGACUCCCAUCCUGAAGAACAGACACGAGAAGGUGCAGGAGAACUGCAUCGACCUGGUGGGAAGGAUCGCCGACAGGGGAGCUGAGUACGUGUCGGCCAGGGAGUGGAUGAGGAUUUGUUUCGAGCUGCUGGAGCUGCUGAAGGCUCACAAGAAAGCGAUCCGCAGAGCAACGGUCAACACGUUCGGCUACAUCGCCAAAGCCAUUGGCCCUCACGACGUGCUGGCCACGCUGCUCAACAACCUGAAGGUGCAGGAGCGUCAGAACCGCGUCUGCACCACCGUGGCCAUCGCCAUCGUGGCCGAGACCUGCUCGCCGUUCACCGUGCUGCCGGCGCUCAUGAACGAGUACCGCGUGCCAGAGCUUAACGUGCAGAACGGCGUGCUCAAGUCCCUCUCCUUCCUGUUCGAGUACAUCGGAGAGAUGGGCAAAGACUACAUCUACGCCGUCACGCCGCUGCUGGAGGACGCGCUCAUGGACCGAGACCUGGUCCACAGACAGACGGCCAGCGCCGUGGUGCAGCACAUGUCUCUGGGCGUGUACGGCUUCGGCUGCGAGGAUUCUCUCAACCACCUGUUGAACUACGUCUGGCCCAACGUGUUCGAGACGUCGCCGCACGUCAUCCAGGCGGUGAUGGGAGCGCUGGAGGGGCUGCGGGUCGCCAUCGGGCCCUGCCGCAUGCUGCAGUACUGCCUACAGGGUUUGUUCCACCCGGCGAGGAAGGUGCGAGACGUUUACUGGAAGAUCUACAACUCCAUCUACAUCGGCUCGCAGGACGCGCUCAUCGCCCACUACCCGCAGGUCUACAACGACGAGAAGAACAUGUACGUCCGCUACGAGCUUGACUACGUCUUGUAAAUAAUAAUUCUUCUUUCCUCUCCUCCCUUCAUCCGUCACUCUCACCGUCGUCUGUGACUCGGUCUGAAGCCGAGUCCCUUUUUAUUUAGCAGCUGUGAUGUUUCGGGUUAAAACCGUCUGUUUGAUGAAGCUUUACUGGCCCCGGACUGAAAAAACGAGCAUGAAAAUAGGAGAAAAAAGAGGAAACUUGUAGAGUCUGUAUGUAAUUUUUUUUUAAUUUUUACUCUUUGAGUGUUCCCUGUAAGAAAACGGCCGAGCCUCGAUUGUUGCAGAAUGCAGAGAAAAGUCAUCAGGAUGUUUUAAAUAUUUGGAUCAUUUUUUUGUUAGUGUACGACCCGCUCCUCCGUCACCUCUCUUCUUACUAGAUCGUUGCUUUAUUUAACCGAAUAAAAUGUUUGUGUAUAAAACUCCAA
Centropristis striata (black sea bass) is the source of this 6870-nucleotide messenger RNA. It is a transcript of the gene sf3b1, whose product is annotated as splicing factor 3b, subunit 1. Gene Ontology annotation, biological process: spliceosomal complex assembly. Gene Ontology annotation, molecular function: mRNA binding. NCBI's taxonomy places the organism in Eukaryota, Metazoa, Chordata, Actinopteri, Perciformes, Serranidae. The transcript has 21 exons. Gene Ontology annotation, cellular component: U2-type prespliceosome; U12-type spliceosomal complex; catalytic step 2 spliceosome. Bases 2969 to 6457 code for a protein of 1162 amino acids. The record is from RefSeq and is a predicted model, not a curated record.